UGUUACAUAUUUUCAAAUGAUGGUAUCGUGUCCUCUGAUAGAUUUUUACAUCCAGUUAUAUAGCAGAUUCAACUAUUCUCUCGAGAAUAAUGGUCGAUAAUACCUCACACUUGUGGGAAGUAUAUUUUUUUCUCGGUUAUUCAUUUGUCAAGUUAUUCGAACUGAAAUGGUGCACGACGGUGUAAUUUGUGUUCAUUGCAUUUGCUCGAAAUGCUUCACCGCGUUAAUGUUACGUUAAGCGUUUUUGUUACAGAAAAGACGUUUCCAUGAAAUCCACUCGACGGUUCCAAGUGUUGGCCGAAGAUAUGCCAGCUGUUUUAUCAUCCGUGUGUGCGACAGAACCAAUUGUGCUCAUUUGCACAUGUUAACUUGAAAGGUCGAUCGGGAGGGGGGGUGCUGACUACAAACCGCCUCUUCAAAUGAUGAUAGAAGCUGCCGAGGAUUCAGGCAUCGUUCCUCCCUGCAGACAAACCGGAGACCAAACAUGCAUGCGGGAUUCAUCGCUUUAUUAACAGCCGCGCUUUUGGCCCCGGACAGCGUCUUCUGUUACCCCAGCAGCGCCCCUUCAUUCAUCCGCCCGUUCACCGACUGCAUUCAGAGCCGUGGGAAAGGCGGCUUCUACCGGGGAGCCAUGGACGUCACCGAGUCCGGCGCCCGGUGCAUGAACUGGACCGAAGUGGACGGCUUCACGGAACGCCACCCGGGCAAGGGAAUAGGGGAGCACAGCCGGUGUCGCAACCCGGACGGCAGGAUUCGACCCUGGUGCUUCUUCAGGAACCACAAAGGACGAGUGGACUGGGGAUACUGCGACUGUAAACAAGGCUCUGUGCGUCUGCAAGGGGGCCGCUCCAAGCUUGAUGGCAGGGUGGAGGUCUACCUGGGAGGAGCGUGGGGGUCCGUCUGUAGCGAUGACUGGGGGGACGUAGACGCGGCAGUGGUUUGCAGACAGCUGGGCAAGGGGAUCUCCGGUCGUGCACGCGAAGUUCCCCUGUUUCGUCCAAGCAUGGUCAAACUCCAUUGGAGGGCGGUCCAUUGCCAGGGAGAGGAGGCAGACCUGCUCCAGUGCCCUAAGACGACGUGGAAUGGAGGGGAAUGUCCUCUGGUCGCUGCCAUCGCUUGCAUGCAAACACAAGCAGUAGUGGCGCUCCCUAUACGGCUGGUGGGAGGGCAUUCACAGUCGGAGGGCACAGUGGAGGUGUUCCAUGCCGGUCAGUGGGGUUCCAUAUGUGAUGACCAAUGGGACGACAGUGAUGCAGAAGUGGUGUGUCGACAGUUGGGGCUGAGCGGUGCAGCAAGGGCCUGGGGCCAGGCACAUUUUGGCAAGGGUUCAGGUCACGUGUUGCUGGACGAGGUGCGUUGCACGGGCAAUGAGCUCACUCUGGAGCAGUGUCCAAAAAGUGCCUGGGGGGAACACAACUGUCUGCACUCUGAAGAUGCAGGAGUGUCCUGCAACCCUCUCACAGAUGGUUCUGUAAGGUUGUUAGGGGGCACGAGCAGAUACGAGGGGCGCUUAGAAGUCUUUUACCGUGGUCACUGGGGAACCGUGUGUGACGAUGGCUGGACAGACUCAAACACGCAGGUCGUUUGUCGACAACUUGGUUACAGGUUAGGUGAGACUCUCCUCUCCAAAGGACUGGACAUCAAACCAGUCCCACGCUUCGGGGUCGGGUCGGGUCCCAUUCUUUUGGACGACGUGAGCUGCACGGGGAAAGAGCCCGGCCUGCUCCUGUGCAACAGGAAGGAGUGGCUCCGUCACGAUUGCACACACCAUGAAGACGUUAACGUCAAAUGCAACCCUGAUCGCAUCGGAGAGAGUCUUCCAACAAGUGUGCCGAUGAGGCUUGUGGGAGGCGAGAGCCCGAGAGAAGGCAGAGUGGAGCUCUAUCUGUCUGGACAAUGGGGGACUGUGUGCGAUGACGGAUGGACUGAUCGUGACGCCGAGGUGGUGUGCCGACAGUUAGGAUACAGUGGCGUGGCAAAGGCCCGCGUGAUGGCGUACUUCGGGGAAGGGACAGGGCCCAUCCACGUGGACAAUGUGAAGUGCAGCGGCGAGGAGCGUUCGAUAGCAGAUUGCAUCAAACAGCCACCCGGAACACACAACUGUCGCCAUAGUGAGGACGCCGGAGUCAUCUGUGACUAUGGGGAAUUGCAGACCAGCUACAAAGAGGUCAAAGAUCCUGUCAACUCAAUUUGUGGUCUGCGGCUCAUACACACUCGCCAGCGGCGAAUCAUAGGAGGAGAAAACUCUCUGAGGGGUGGCUGGCCGUGGCAGGCUGCGGUUCGACUGCGAGGAUCUCGAGGGGACGGGAGGUUGGUGUGCGGAGCGACUGUCAUUGAUACCUGCUGGGUCCUCACCUCGGCUCACUGCUUCAAAAGGUAUGGAAACAGCACCAAGCAGUAUAAAGUUAGAGUGGGUGACUACCACACCCUCGUCCUUGAGGAAUACGAAGAGGAGUACGGCGUCGAUCAGAUUGUCUUGCACCCCAGCUACCAGUCCCAUAGCAACGAUUACGACCUGGCCUUGAUCCGCCUGUCACCGGGGGCAGUGGGCCAGACGCUGGGAGAGUGUGUGUCAUUCAGCCGUCAUGUUCUUCCCGUCUGCCUGCCCGCAAGGAAAGAGAGAGUGCUCAAACAAGCCAGCAACUGUCACAUUACCGGCUGGGGUGACACUGGCCGCUCGUACUCAAAGACCCUACAACAGGCACCCCUCUCCUUGCUCCCCCGUCGUCACUGCCAGCAACAUUUCCACAGCGCCUUCACAAGCCGCAUGCUCUGCGCCGGGAGCAUCCAGUCAGAGAGGCGUGUGGACAGUUGCCGUGGUGAUAGCGGAGGUCCGCUGGUGUGUGAGCGUCCGGGAGGGGGUUGGGUGGUUUACGGGGUCACGUCUUGGGGCCACGCCUGCAGGACACAAAGGUCUCCCGGCGUCUACACGAAAGUCUCUGCUUUCAGCCCCUGGAUACGCAAGGUGAUUGGACGUGAUGAUGGAAAAGAGAAAAAAACUCUGAAGAAAAUUGGAGACAAUUAAAUGCAUGAUCGGAGAGACUGUCAUGACUUACCUGGUUAACUGGUUAGGUGAAAACUAGUACAACAAGAGACGUUAGGAUUAAAUUAUGUGUUUCUGUUUAUAAAUAAUUAUACAGUCACUUGUUUUAUCAUGAUUGAGAAUCAGAGAGCACAAAGCAACGCUGGACUUUUUCCAAAAAUAUUUUAUAUUGGAGAGUAAGUCCUUUCACUCUUUUACUAAUCUUAGUCCUGAGCACUUAUUUUAAUGAUUUAAUGUUCUUUUGAGCUGCAAGAAUUUAAAUAGAGUUAAAUGUCUACUCAAGAAAACGGCACAAAUGUGUGACAAAAAUUUAUUUUUGUUUUGUCUGACAUUGAACAAUACACUAAAUUGUGUUUUUUUCACAAUAAUUAUUUUGUUUUAUUUGAUUGUUUUUGCUAUAAAAUUAUAAUAUACUUUAUGAUGUAAAAUAUGUGUUUAAAAUGUUUUUAAAAAAGGGACCAGAAAAAAAAGUAUACAUUCAUGCAGUCAGGGCCUUUGUGUCAUAAUGACGAUCGCCAACGUUUGACCACUGUGCUCAUUGUUUUGCUCUGUAAAAAGCUGAUUUUACAUCCGUGUAAUUAAUGUGUAAGCCGUAUUCAUAAGGCAUCAAGCCAGUCAUAAUAAGUCAGUAUUUGUCCUCGAACCUUUUUUCUGUGCUGCUUGACAUUUGCAGAGAAAGGGAGGGACUACAUUCUAAAGACUAAGGGCGUCAUGUACAACGCUUUUGUGCCCACUUCAGACGUACUUGUUCCGCAACGUGGGCGUAGAAAGCACGGCGAGGUCUGCACAAACCGCACUGAGAUAAAAGCGCAGACUGCCUGUCACGGGAACUGAAAAAGUAAAAUUGCGCUUUUCAGUGUCACACGUGUGCAUUUACGGGAGGGGAAUUAGGAAUUUCCCCAACAGAGAUGGGAGGGGAUGCGUAAUGUGCGCCUAAUUAUAGAUUCCGCGGUAUGUAUAGAAACCGCCCGUGAAAGGCGCGCCUUCUUUGUGAGGUAAAAUUUUUUUACCUCCAAAAGCAGGUUUAAACUGGAAUGGGUGUUUCCUCACAUAUGCCUCCUGGUGAAAUGGCAGCAUUAAUCCUAGCUAGAAGGCGACAGGGCCGAGGUGACGAGCUGAAAGGGUUUUCACCACAAGGAUCACACUUUUUCAGUUGAGUGAACACCAGAUCAUUACGCGUUACAGAUAAAGCAGCCAUGCAUUUCUGCCGCACCAUGUAACAGUUAGUGGAAGAAAUAAAAAAAGGACGUCGCAUCUCUGACUCAGCGUUCACACUUCAUUCCAGCAGUCGCUCCACGCUACAUUACAGUUACAGUCAUAACAUCAACAGUGGGAAUAUCUGCACAAUCAACGUGCAUGAGGACCUAAGUCUCUGAAUCACAGCACAUGGCAGCCUUUUCCUGUUUUCAUUUGUUAUAUUGGUACAGUUGAUUUGUGUACUUAUGUAAAAGUCCCAGAUUUGACAACACUGAAUGAAGACAAUCAGGUACACUUGAAAAAACUACAAUGCCUUCUUAUUCGAUGUUUACUGACGUUAUUGUUUCAUGUACUGUAACAUUUGUCCCCAUAAAUAUUUUUUACAUUUUUUA
Gasterosteus aculeatus aculeatus (three-spined stickleback) is the source of this 4632-nucleotide messenger RNA. RefSeq names its product serine protease 12 (gene prss12). Gene Ontology annotation, cellular component: membrane. The record is from RefSeq and is a predicted model, not a curated record. Gene Ontology annotation, molecular function: serine-type endopeptidase activity. Gene Ontology annotation, biological process: proteolysis. NCBI's taxonomy places the organism in Eukaryota, Metazoa, Chordata, Actinopteri, Perciformes, Gasterosteidae.